UCGCUCGCUGCUCCGCCUGAGCCAGGACCCUCCGCUGCUGCUCGGCUCUGCUCCGGGAUGAACCACAGGCUUCUGGCGGUGGAUGGCGGCGGCGGCCCGGCGGCCAGGAGCCGCGACAACCUGCUGCUGCACGAGCAGGACUUGGGGGAGGAGUGCUGCUGCGGGGGCCGCUGCCUCGGCCACAGCAACUCGGAGAGGCAGCUCCUGGCCCGCCUCAGCGCUGCCAAGCGGCGCCAGCCGCUGCGCGGGCCGGCCUACAUGUUCUCUGCCCCCCCGGUCAGCCUGUCCGAGGUGGAGCAGCACUUCCUGGAGGCGGCGGAGUACGGCAACAUCCCGGAGGUGCGGCGCAUGCUGCUGUACGUGCCCAGCCUGAACGUCAACGCCGUGGACUACAUGGGCCAGAACGCCCUGCAGCUGGCCGUGUCCAACGAGCACCUGGAGGUGACGGAGCUGCUGCUGGGGAGGGCCGACCUGGCCAGGGUGGGGGACGCGCUGCUGCUGGCCAUCAGUAAAGGUUACGUCCGCAUCACGGAGGCCCUGCUCAGCCACCCUUCCUUCAGGGACGCCCACCGUCUGACGGCGAGUCCCGCUCAGGCGGACAUGCUGGAUGACUUCUACGCUUAUGACGAAGACGGGACGAGGUUCUCUCACGACGUGACCCCCCUGAUCCUGGCGGCCCACUGCCAGGAGUACGAGAUAGUCCACACCCUCCUGAGUAAAGGGGCCCGCAUCGACCCCCCCCACGACUACUUCUGCGGCUGCGACUCCUGCAACUACCAGCAGCAGUUCGACUCCUUCAGCCACUCGCGCUCCAGGAUCAACGCCUACAGGGGGCUGGCCAGCCCCGCCUACCUGUCCCUGUCCAGCGAGGACCCGGUCCUGGCGGCGCUGGAGCUCAGCAGCGAGCUGGCCAUGCUGGCCGACAUCGAGAAGGAGUUCAAGAACGACUACAGCCGCCUGUCGUACCAGUGUAAGGACUACGUGGUGGGUCUGCUGGACCUGUGCCGCAGCACCGAGGAGGUGGAGGCCAUACUGAACGGAGAAACGGCCUGCGAGGACAGCUUUGAGCUCCCGGGCCGGCCCUCCCUCACCCGCCUCAAGCUCGCCAUCAAGUACGAGCUGAAAAAGUUCGUGGCUCAUCCCAACUGCCAGCAGCAGCUGCUCAGCAUCUGGUACGAGAACCUGCCCGGCCUGAGGCAACAAACCACCGGCGUCAAGCUGCUGGUGGUGCUGGCCGUGGCCAUGGGGCUGCCGGGUCUGGCCGUGGCCUACUGGGUGGCUCCGUGCAGCCGGGUGGGGAAGGUGAUGCGCAGCCCCUUCAUGAAGUUCGUGGCCCACGCCUCGUCCUUCACCAUCUUCCUGGGCCUGCUCAUCCUGAACGCCGCCGACCGCUUCGCCGGCACCACCCUGCUGCCCAACAUGACCCACCACCUGAACCCUGGAAGCCCGCUGCACGUCCGGGACCCUCUGCUGCUCCACCGCAAGAUCACCACGCCCCUCACCUGGAUGGAGAUCCUCAUCAUCUCCUGGGUGAUGGGAAUGAUUUGGGCCGAGGUGAAGGAGAUCUGGAGCCAGGGCCCGGGCGAGUACCUGGUGGAGCCCUGGAACUUCCUGGACUUCGGGAUGCUGGCCAUCUUCCUCGCUUCCUUCAGCUGCCGUUUCUCCGCCGUGCGACACGCCGACUUGGCCCAGGCGUACGUGUACAAGCACUGCAAGAGCCUGGCCAAGCUGCCCGCAGAGGUUCACUACUUCACUCAGGCUCGUAUUUACUGGGUGCCGUCGGACCCCCAGCUGGUGUCGGAGGGUCUGUACGCCGUCGCCGUGGUGCUGAGCUUCUCCCGCAUCGCCUACAUCCUCCCCGCCAACGAGAGCCUCGGCCCGCUCCAGAUUUCCUUGGGGAGGACGGUCAAGGACAUCCUGAAGUUCAUGGUCAUCUUUCUGCUGGUGUUCCUGGCGUUCAUGAUCGGCAUGUUCAACCUGUACUCCUAUUACCUCGGGGCCAAGCAGAACGACGCCUUCACCACCCUGGAGGAGAGCUUCAAGACGCUGUUCUGGGCUAUAUUUGGACUCUCCGAGGUCAAGUCUGUGGUCAUCAACAACGGACACAAGUUCAUUGAGAACAUCGGCUAUGUGCUGUACGGGGUUUACAACGUUACCAUGGUGAUCGUGCUUCUCAACAUGCUCAUCGCCAUGAUCAACAGCUCCUUCCAGGAGAUUGAGGAUGACGCUGAUGUUGAGUGGAAGUUCGCCAGGGCCAAACUCUGGUUCUCCUACUUCGAGGAGGGCAGGACGCUGCCGGUGCCCUUCAACCUGGUGCCGAGCCCCAAGUCCAUGCUGGGCCUGGCCACGGCCGUCAAGGCCCUGCUGCUGAGACUGGUGGAGAAACACCACGGGAGGAGGAGCGAGACCCAGCUCAACCAGCUUGGGGAGACAAAAACUGCAGGAUACGGAGGUCCGUCUCACGACACCAGGUACCAGAAGAUCAUGAAACGACUGAUUAAACGUUACAUCAUCAAAGCCCAGGCAGAUAAAGAGAGCGACGAAAUUACUGAGGGUGAGCUGAAGGAGAUCAAGCAGGACAUCUCCAGCCUGCGAUACGAGCUGCUGGAGGAGAAGUCGCAGCACACCGAGACCCUUGAUGGGCUGCUCAGGAGGCUGGGGGAGAUGAGCGCUCCGUCGCCGUAGCGAUGCCGCCGGCUCCACCUGUGGGAAAUGUGUGUCACCCAAAACGCUGUAAACACUGCUAAGUCAACAUAUUUAACUAUAUAUGUGGAUUCAGAGUCAAACGGUAGCCGUCUCCUGAACCACAACGCAAGAGUUUGGGAUCUCAUGCAGAAUAACCAACAUGUGGAUAAUCCUUGAAGCUUUUAGAGAGACAGUAUUGGCAGUACUCGAGUUGUAAAAAAAAAUCAGGGGGGAUGGUGGAUUUUAUCAUAUGGGGACAGAUAAUUUGUGCUGAUUACAAAUAAUAUAAUAUAUUACAAAUAAUAUCACUGACCAAAACACCUGCAGAAAUACUGCAGGAAUGACAUAGCAGCAGUUAAAUGCAGCCUUCUGUAAGCUUUAAAUAUCCACUGGGCUUACAUCAAAUACAUCAAAACACAACAAUAAAAAACACUUUUCUGAACUUAUCAAUAUGACUCUGUCCUUCACAGGAUAAGUAAAAUGGAUAAUUGCAAAAACUCAAAAUCUUAACAAGAAUAUUUGUCUUAUUUUUAGUUAAAAUGUCUCAUUUUAGUAAAAAAAAUCUCAUUACACUUAAAACAAGACUCAUC
This is a messenger RNA of Cololabis saira (Pacific saury), 3275 nucleotides long. It is a transcript of the gene trpc6a, whose product is annotated as transient receptor potential cation channel, subfamily C, member 6a. Gene Ontology annotation, molecular function: inositol 1,4,5 trisphosphate binding; protein binding; store-operated calcium channel activity. Lineage: Eukaryota; Metazoa; Chordata; Actinopteri; Beloniformes; Belonidae. The record is from RefSeq and is a predicted model, not a curated record. The transcript has 14 exons. Gene Ontology annotation, biological process: manganese ion transport; calcium ion transmembrane transport; regulation of cytosolic calcium ion concentration. Gene Ontology annotation, cellular component: cation channel complex; membrane. Bases 58 to 2685 code for a protein of 875 amino acids.